Messenger RNA from Aspergillus eucalypticola CBS 122712, 853 nucleotides. Its product is annotated as nuclear transport factor 2 family protein. The record is from RefSeq and is a predicted model, not a curated record. Lineage: Eukaryota; Fungi; Ascomycota; Eurotiomycetes; Eurotiales; Aspergillaceae. Bases 389 to 778 code for a protein of 129 amino acids. The transcript has a single exon.
CGAAGAAGAGAGUCAACUGGCCGAUGUCAUCGGGAAACGACGUCAUCCACGUGGGGUUGGACCGUGACGUCACCCUCCCGUCUCCCUCCAACUUGUUGGUUGUUAUACUCUUUCCUUUUUAUCUUUCUAUCUUCCCCUUUCUUCUGCUGGUAUUGCAUCGCAUCGCGUCGCAUCCUGGACCUUGCAUCGCAAAUUUGUUCUGCCACCCGUUAGGAUACCCCUUAGACGAAAUACCCCCGACCGGCUCGCUCAGGUGAGCUUACAUGACAACCGCUAUCAGCUAGAUAUCCAUAACUAAUCCCUCAGUAGCCACCCACGAAAGUCUAAUCAGGAACCACAAAGUCAGAUCCAAAGAAACAACACCAACUCAGCUCAGUAAUCACCAAAAAUGGUCGGCUCCAUCCACGAACGCAUUCGCGAAGACCUUAUCGGCAAGGAGCGUCGUCUCUGGACGGCGCUCACCUCGGCUGACCCGGGGCCCGAAAUCAAGAAGAUGUGUAACGAAGAGGCCAACCUACUUUUUCCGCAGCGCGAGGUUCUGCACCUGCAUUCGAAGCCGUCAAUCAGCGAGGCACUGAAGCCACCCUUCCAUCACUUCGACGAGUACGAACUGCAGGAGGUGCGCGUGAUCGUCAUCGACUUGAUGGCCGGGUCAGUAACGUACAAGAUCAAUGCGCGCCGCGGAGAAGAGACGUACCGGGGCACCGGGUCGACGACAUGGAGCCAGGGGAGUGAUGGAGAGUGGCGGAUUGUGGUGCAUCAGGAGACAUUAAUGUGAUGAGAUGAGAUUCAUUGAGAUUCAGAUGUAGGGGGGCGAUAUGGGAAGUGGCAGUGACAGUAGGGGAUGGAUGAA